This is a messenger RNA of Falco peregrinus (peregrine falcon), 1780 nucleotides long. RefSeq names its product carboxymethylenebutenolidase homolog. The transcript is spliced from 4 exons. The coding region runs from base 118 to 561 and encodes 147 amino acids. Gene Ontology annotation, molecular function: hydrolase activity. NCBI's taxonomy places the organism in Eukaryota, Metazoa, Chordata, Aves, Falconiformes, Falconidae. The record is from RefSeq and is a predicted model, not a curated record.
GAUGAGUCUAAUUGGAGACCAAACUAAUUAACUUCCUGGGAGAGCAAAUAUCUUUCUUGGACUGUUGGUAGUAGCUACAUUGAAGGUUGCUGGGCUUAGGUAUUCGGUAAGAAGGUUAUGGGAGACAUAACUGAAUCCUUUCCAGAGAGCUCCCCUCCUUUCUCAGAGGGAGAAGCUGAUGCUGUGCUUAAAUAUCUAAAGGAACAGCAUGGUGCAAAGAAAUUAGGGGUCACUGGUUUUUGCUGGGGUGGUAUUGCUGUAUCUCACCUGAUAAUGACAUGCCUGGAAUUAAAGGCUGGCGUAUCUCUCUAUGGACUAAUCAAGAAUUCUGAUGAUAUAGCCACUUUCCUGAACCCUACGUUUUUCAUUUUUGCUGAGAAAGAUGACUUCAUUCCCCUUCAUCAAGUCACCCUGCUGGAGCAGAAGCUACAAAAACAAAUUGUGAAGUCAAUUAUGAGGUUAAAACUUACCCUGGACAAACUCAUCGUUCUGUACAUCACAGAAGAGAAGACAGCAAUCCUCAAGGUAAGCCUUAUAUUGAGGAAGGAAGAAAGGAUGUGAUCAACUGACUGAAUAAAUACAUUUAAUAGAAGAACAAGCAACUUAAAUUGUAAUCCAGUUAUGUAAUACACUGUGCAGAUUUUUGAUGGCACAUUUUAGAAAACUGAGGGGAAGGUUUGUUGAAAUAGAAAUCAAAUAAAUAAGUAAACAGAUUAUUUUAGAUGUUUUUGUCAGUAGAUUCUAAUGGAUACUUCCAUAUUAUGUUCUUUUGAAGAAGUCUUAGAUUUCACUUAGCAGUGUCACGUUUUAAUAUUCUCCAGUUCCUUGAGAUUUAUCUGAAUGUUUGAAAUAAGACUAAUGUUAAAUUAAUCUAUUUGUGUAUUAUGGCCACUGUUCAUCUAAUCUACAUAAAUCACAGGUUCAAAAUUUAGGGACACAAAUACAUUGCUUGGUGAAGCUUAUUUUGAAAGACUAGGCUUUCUUGAUUGGUAUGGUGGUGGCGGAUUCGUAUUUAACAGGUGACGUAAGUGGGCAUAUCUUGUGGCUAAGGUUGUCCAGAUGGAGUACUACUUUCUCAGAUUACCUCUGGUUCUGUGAAACACUGUAGGUGAUUUCCUGGUCAGUUUAGGAAUUCAAAAGUGCCGUGCAAUCUGCAGACAAGGCAUUUUAAUGUGUGGCUUACAACCAUGGUUGCUGCUUAAAGAAGAAAUGGUACAUGAUUUUUGCAUAAUGCGUCUUGUUACGUAAUUUUCCCAUUGAUGAUAUGAGAAAAAUCUAGUGUUGCAUCAGCUCCAGAUUGCAUCUAGUCAUCGCCCAGCCUCUGUCAGGGGCCAGCAGUGGCUGUGCAGGGAAUUGUCCCUCUCACUCCACGAUCUGGCAGCCAGCUGUUCAGGACGAGCUGUGCCUGAGGUGGAUGUUGGCACUGGAGCAGUGUGUUGAAUGGACGGACCUAGCCUCUGUGGAUUUGCCAGACCCUUUUUGAACCUGCUUGAAAUGCUGACCUCUAGUGCAUUUUAUGACAGUGACUUCCAUGGUUUAAUUUAUGCUUCAUGGGGAGAAAGGCUUGCAUUCAUUAGUUUUAAACCAGCUGCCUAGUAUCUUCACAGGGUGCUGGUACUUAUAAAGUUGUAAGAAAAAGAAAACAAUGUUAUGUCCCUUUCACCUUCUCAGUGCUACUAAUAAAGACUGCUAUGUGCUUUAAUGGGGAGAAAAUGUAAUUUAGGAAAGUCUUAAUUUUACUAAAGACAAUGUCUCAAAUUAAAUAUCAGAGCAACAUACA